Messenger RNA from Danio rerio (zebrafish), 929 nucleotides. NCBI's taxonomy places the organism in Eukaryota, Metazoa, Chordata, Actinopteri, Cypriniformes, Danionidae. The record is from RefSeq and is marked validated.
GCAUUCAGACUUGCAGAUCAAAGACAUAAAACAGAAACAUGAAGAUUUUGGCUGUCAUAACUGCGUUUCUCUGCUGCUGUGGUGUGCAGAUCUCUGAACAGUCGAGUGACUUGGAACAGCAAAUCCUCAACUCUGGGACUGUGGUGUUUUUAGACUUUGUGAAAAAAGUCAAAUAUGCUACAGAGAAAUUAAAACAAGAUGAUCAGUUCACAAAAUCCAAGAUUACAUUCCAAGGGUACAUGAAAGCCUUAAGAUUGUCUGCAGAAGAAAUGAGUAAUCCUGAAAGUGCUGGAGGGAGCCAUGGGAAUUCAGAUAUACCAAUACAGAGAUUUUUUACAGCGGCUGUUGUUACAUUCGGGCAAAUGACCAGAGAUGUCUUUGACAGGUUUUUCUCUCCGUAUUUCAAAAUUUACAGGGAGACACUAAAAAAAGAGACAAUAAGAGACAUCUGGAAAGAAGUGGAUUCAUAUUAUUUUCCAGGAGCCCCACCGAUCAACAAUAAACCCAUGGAGUUCCUCAGUUACCUUCUGGGAAAAGCGGUGGUGAAAUCCCGGAUAGUGGGGAUAGUUGAAGCUGGUGUUGGGGCCAUUGGAAAAAUAGAUAUAAACCACUUUAAUGAGAUGUAAGAACACUUCCAGAUCCGGAACUGUACUGGAUCAGUGAUUAAAAUUCAAAUGGAUGCAGUUUCUUUUAUUAUGCUCCAAAAUUAAACUACUGAGCUAAAAUGCAUGCAUGAAUGUCAUUUUGAAUUGAUUUGUUUCUUUCUCAAAGCAUGCAGAGCACUCUGAGUCUGAUUAGAAGUAAAGCCUUUGAAAUUUCAGUUUUGGAAAAGCAAAAAACGAAUAAUAGUUUCCUUGUAUCAUUAAGGUAAGAGCAGUUGUUAUCGAUUCUAAACUUCAAUGCUGUAUUAAAUCUGAUCUCUCAUCAAG